AUAACUAUUCGUAGACAGAUGAACUUUGAACUUUGUUUUGAGCAUUUGAGUUUUUUUCAUUGUGGCAUUGAGGAAUCAGCAAUAUAGAACAAAACUCUUUUCAAUAUCAGGGUGGUACUCUCAGUGAAUUUUGUUGAUUCAUCAACAUACUGUGCAUGCUGGACAAGGCUGUGUGUGUUGCAAAAAAGAAGAAGAACCAGUUAAGGAAGGAAAUAUAUAUACGCACGCACCCAGCAGAGAGGAGUGACUACAUAAGAUCAACCAACCCAUCAACGCUGAUCAGUCAGGUCUGACGCAGAUUUCAAGAUGAAGCUGCUCAUUGUUCUGGCCAUGCUGUCAGCAACAGCUGCAAGUGUUGAAGAUCUCUCGGGGAAAAUGUUCACGUUCCCGGUGCAAAACAACCGAGCUCGUGUCAGGCUGAUAACAAACAAACAAGAAUUCAGAGCUGUGACUGUCUGCCACAGAUCGUUUACAGACAUCAAAAGAGACCACGGCCUGUUCUCAAUGUCCACCUCUGGGUCGUCCAACUCUUUCCUGAUAUUCUGGGAUGAAACAAAUAAGGAGAUGGAGGCUCACGUCAGAGAACAGAAGUCAGAGUUCAGGGGACUGGACUACAAACCCAACAUGUGGCAUUCCAUCUGCACCACCUGGGACUCGGCGACCGGACUGGUGCAGUUGUGGUUUAAUGGAAGGCUGACAAUUCGCAAAUAUGUGCCCGUCACAUCAGCUAUUACUGGAAGCACGAUGAUCAUUCUUGGACAGGAGCAGGAUGCUCACGGUGGAGGAUUUGACAGCAAGCAGGCUUUCGUCGGGAUGAUGUCGGACGUCCACAUGUGGGACUACGUCCUCUCUUCCUGUGAGAUUCAGAGCUACGUCGACGAGCUCAACUUCACUCCGGGGAACGCGCUGAACUGGAAGGCGCUGGAGUUCGAGAUCACAGACAAAGUCCUGGUGGAACCGAAAUCCUCCAUCUGUCACUGAAACUGUGACGGACAUGUGUCAGUGUCUGGGAAAGCCUUGCUGUGUUUUACUUGUUUUGGGUUUCCACUGAGGAGAAAUUGUUUAUGUCGGCAAAUUAUGUUCAUUUCCUGCUAAUUUGAGGAUGUGCUUAUGACUUUUCUUUCCCCAUCCCAUAAUAACUGAGAAUAUAGGUGCAAUCAAUCUAUCUGGGAACAAUUUGACUCUGUAAUAAUCAUAAAUUGUUUGCUUUAGAACUGCAUAAUGUAGUCUUUUCUUAACACUACAACCAUUUUUGUUUAAUUAUUUUGAUAUAGUAACGCACUUUGAGUUGUGUUUUUAAUAUGAAAAGCGCGUUAUGAAUAAAGAUUGAUUUGAUUUGAUGUAAACAAAAAUCAGCUGUUUAGCAAAUGUAUUAAAAUGUUGAUUAAAAUCUGGAAGCAUA
Molecule: messenger RNA, 1402 nt
Organism: Salarias fasciatus (jewelled blenny)
Lineage: Eukaryota; Metazoa; Chordata; Actinopteri; Blenniiformes; Blenniidae
Product: serum amyloid P-component-like
Exons: 5
Coding region: 307-981 (224 amino acids)
Source: RefSeq, a predicted model, not a curated record